This is a messenger RNA of Tetranychus urticae (two-spotted spider mite), 8462 nucleotides long. RefSeq names its product mediator complex subunit skuld (gene skd). Gene Ontology annotation, biological process: positive regulation of transcription by RNA polymerase II. Gene Ontology annotation, molecular function: transcription coactivator activity. Gene Ontology annotation, cellular component: mediator complex. The record is from RefSeq and is a predicted model, not a curated record. Lineage: Eukaryota; Metazoa; Arthropoda; Arachnida; Trombidiformes; Tetranychidae.
UUGCUUCAACAACAAUAAUAACACUGAAAGCUGAAUACGUUUUCCUUUUUUAUUUUGUGUCUUUUAAUUUGAAACUGUGGUUAAAGUUAAAGUUUUUAUUAGUGUUCAAGCCUUGUCUCAUAUUAAAAUCAACCGAUAAUCUCAAAGUGUAUCAAUUAAUUAGUUGAUUAAUCUUCAUCAUCAGCUUUAACUUCUCAGGUUCAUUAGCUUAAUCAACUUUUACAGAUUUCUAUACCGGUGCAUCACUGACAUCUCGCGGCUCUGAUCACAGAUACACUCCAUUUUCAUUUUACUUUGAUCUUCUCUUUCUUUUUCUCUUUCUUUUUUACUCGCCUCUCUCUCUUUCUCUCACUACUACUAUAAUCUGUCAUUUGUUUUCAUUUUUUUUGGAGGUUUACUUUAAUCAUUGAUUAAUUAGCCUAUUUAUGUGGUCAGUAAAAUAUUGGUUACUAACUUGGAAUCAAGUUAAUUUAAUGGUCCAAUUAAGGUUAUUCCAGUGAUACAGCGGCCAAGAAACACAGCCAAGGAGCAAUUGCUCGGAGCCACUGAAAAAGAUAUGACCCAUCCUAAUAUCACCAACGGUGCCAGCCUUGAAGAUUGUUACACCAAUUUUUUUGCUUUGGCCGAUCUUUGUGGGAUAAAAUGGAAAAGGUUAAUAACACCAGAGACUUGGUUACCUUCGGCAACUGGUGAUCCACUCGAUGAUCCGGUACUUAAAUCAUUCAGCAAGUGUUUAGCAGCUGAACUACUUUGUGUGUGGAGAAGAGUUGCUAAUAAUAAGUGUAACAGUGGUCAUCUAGGGUCUGCUGAUGCAUCAAUUGUUGGCGGUGGAGGUGGAGGGGGAAAUGCAAAAAGUGGUUCCGGUCAAGAUGGGCAUCCAGCUUAUAGUAAAGAAUUGUGGAUAUUUUGGUACGGAGAGGAACCUGAUGUAUCUAAAUUAUCUCCUAAUGAAUUAAUUGAAGCUGAACAAGGUUCAUGGGAAAAUGGGCUUUCUUAUGAAUGUCGAACUCUACUUUUCAAAGCUUUCCACAAUUUGAUUGAAAGAUGCCUUCUGUCUCGAGGUUUUGCUCGAAUAGGAAAAUGGUUUUUACAACCAUUUGAGUCUGAUAUACCUCCAGAUGAAGGGUCUAAUGCAAGCUUUAACCCUGACAUGGGUCCAGUUUCAUCAUCAGCUUCAACCUCAUCUAGCUCAUCAUCACCAUCAUCACCGACAACAUUACCUUCAUAUGAUAGAAGUUCUUCAAGUCAGCUUUCAUUCGCCUUUAACUUUUUUGUACAUGGAGAAAGCACAGUUUGUGCUAGUGUAGAUGUUCGAGUACUUCCGCCUGUUUUCAGAUUAGCCCGGCGUAACCUUCUGGCCGCUCAGGGAUCCUCGUGUGGCCUUAAUGUUAUACUAAGUCCGUAUGGUGUGGCUGGUAUUGUAACGGGACAAACUUUCAAAGAUUCUGACCAAUCAGUACAGAGACUUUUACAAGAAUGGGAAAAGUUUUAUCCUUUAAACCUUCAAAGUUCUAAGUCUGGACAAAGUAUUAAUGGAAAUAACAGCAAUGGCAGCAGUUCCAACAACCGACAAGCACCUAUCAAUGUUACACCUCCUUUUUAUGUUGAUUGUUAUGACGAUGUUUCUGUUGGCGUUAUAAAUGAUCCUAUUUCAUCUGCAUCUUCGUUAUCAUUGCCAUCAGUUGUUGAAGUCAGUGUUGCUGGUAUCAAAAUGAAGUAUCCAUCCUCUUAUAUUUAUAUUGUUCCUGAAAAUUAUGCUAAAAAGACCGAUGACAAUAGUGUUAAGAGCACCUCAAGAGAUGCCAAGUUUUCUCAACAGCAACAGUCACAACAAACACAACAACCAACACCAAAACCAACUCAAUCACAACAACAACAGACACAACAGCAAACAAGCAAUCCAACAGUAAACUUAUUGACUCCACCGAAUACACCACCAGAACUACAUCAAUCUUAUUUAGCAAUCAAUACAAAUCGUGUACGUUCACAAAUUUUAUCGCCUAUCCAGCCUCAAAUACCCUCAUCAACUUGCCGUAUUAGGAAUAAUGCCUUUCAAGAGAUGAAUAUGUCUCAUCAAUCAAGUAAACCAGUUGAACAAAAUUCAACCUCAUCAUCAACUAUUGCAGCAUCAUCGUCACCCACAACAUCUCCAUCUUCACUUUCCACAACCACUGCAACUGUAACAAUAUCAACUGCUAGUACUACAGCAUCAUCACCAUCCAUUUCAUCGGCGAAUCCGACAUCAACUCCCAAUUCAAAUUUAGGAGUGACAGGAGUUUCUGGCACUUCAACACCAACCCCAAUAUCAAGUUUAACAUCUUCAUCGACAACAAUACCAACAUCAGCAACCACAACAAAUACAUCAAAUGGCAUAACAGUCGGUGGUAGCUCUGCUACUACAACCCUUGUAUCUGGCAAAGUUACUCCAAAUACGAGUAAUCCUACUCUUCCAUCCUCAGCUCUUUCAUCGACGAGUCCAGUUACAGCCUUAGGAGAUGAUCUUGUUGCUGCUCUCGCUAAAUGGGAUUUCUGUGAUCCUUCAGCAAAAGUACCUUGUUCUUGUCAUCGUUGUAAAACAAAAAAAUCUAACAAUCAAACCUCAGUCAACUCAAAAUCUCUGAAUAAUACAUCAUCAUUCUACGGUUCUUCUGGAAGUGGGACAAACAAAAAAUUUGACAAAAAUGAUAAAGAAAGACAAAAUCAAAAAUCUACGAACAAAAGUGUCAAUCCUUUCCAUCGUCGACCAAUGUUUUUUGAAGAACUCGAUAUUUCUACAGUCCAAGAAAAUUGUAACAACAAUAAUAACUCGUCCAGCGGUGAAAAAUCAUCAUCCUUGGGAAAUAAUGCAACAAUUACACAACCUCCAUCAGUUCAACAACCCAAAACACCUAGUUAUUUAUACAAAUCUCCCGGUAUGAGUGGUUUGCCAUCAAUACAAUCAAAUGCAACAACUCCAGGAGGUACCGCCAUAGAUUCGCCACGUUCAUGUGCUCCAUUCAGUGACGGACCAGCUUCUGCUCUUCCCUUAGAUGCUAAUUUAUCUUCUAUAUCACCUCAUCCCGUUCGUGAUGAUGGGAAUAUUUACCAGCAAGACCCUUGCUCUAAUGAUCCCAAAGACACAAACAAAAACAAUAUUGAUGGUAUGUCUCCUCAUCCAGGGUCCGUUAAAGGCGCUGGAACAGGGACAGGGUCUCCAGCUGUUAGUAGUGCAAAUCCUAGGACGCCGAUGAAUGGUGGACAGCAAGCAAAAACAAAUGAUAGUGAUACAAAUCUCCAACAAAAUGUACCGCAAAAUUCAUCUGAUAAACAAGAGACUGGAGCAAAUGGUCCAAAUUCUCUCAAAAGACCAAUGCUUCCUGGCGAUAUGAACGAGAAUGAUAUUGGUCAGUGCAAAAAGUUGCUCUAUGAUUUUAGCGUUGUUGAUACCGUUACAAAUAUCUGGGAUAUACCGACGCCAAAGAAUCGUAGAGUAAUUAAAGGAUUAAAUCGACCUGAAAUACUUAGAGAUAUUAAUGAUCAUUUAUUAGAUAUGAGUUGCCUAAAGCCAAGAGAUCCUUAUGAAUUUAAUGAUGAAGAAUUUUCCGAUUUUAAAGUUGAACCGACUGAAGAAGAAGUUAGAGUUGAAUGUUCUAGUGAUAUAACAACUCGACCCGCGGAAGUAAUUGCACCAUCAGCAGUCCAACUUUCUUCUGCUAAUCAAGAAGAUCAAAUUGUAUCCAAAGAGGGGCCAAAGAGUAAUGCUCCAGCUGGAGUGGAAGAUUCGUCCAUUGCAUCUCCUAAAACCCAGAAAAAGUUCACACGAGAAGAGGAGUUGAAAGUUAGUUAUGAUGAUUUGAAUUACCUUUUUAGUUCAUCAUCGGAUGAAGAAAGUAGCAGUGAAUUUUCAACACCAAAUGCUCCAAAAGUAAACAAAUCUCAAAUCGGUAUUCCUCAAAUCAACGGUAAUACCAAUUUGUUGUCAGGAUUAGAGGAUGUUUCAAAAACAAACAAUCGAAGCAAUUCAUCAACUCUAGCUGAAUUGACAAUGAUCUUUCCAACCCCACCAUCAAUGGAGAUCAACACUGCACCUUCACCAUGCAACACUCUUGGAGGUAUUGAUAUGACACUUAUUGACGACAAUGCCCGUGAAAAACUGGACGCAUAUCCAAAUAGUCCAACAAGCCUUGACAGUGCAAAAGACUGGUCUUAUGUUUAUAAACCACCUAUUCAGUGUAAAUUUUUAACUUCUUCCAAAUAUGCCCCGUUAACCGAUGUCGCAAGUCUUACUCAAUACAAACCUCGACCAGACUGUGUAUAUAAACAACAAGAGCCUUCAUUGCCUUUUCAAACUGUUAAAAGUCAAUCUAAAACUCAACAUCAUCCUUCACAACAAAAUCAACAGCAACCUCAUCCAUCUCAUUCUCAUCAUCAUUAUCAACAACCAAAUCAUUUAUACUCGGAUAAACAUGCACAUCAUCCAUCUCAACAAAAUCCAUCUUUAUCACAUCAUGGACCAUCCACUGGACUGAUAUCUCCAUCUCAAUCCAACCAAACAAAUAGAUCUUCUGGUUACUUACAUCAGUUCGGCAAUAGCCAGCAACAAAAUGCAAUGGUGCAGCCUCAUCAUACACAUCCUGGAAUGAUCCCUUCUUCUCACCAAAUGAAUUCUCAUUAUUCAUCACAACAAAGUCCACAUCAUCAUAUUAAUCAUCAUCCUGGACAGAAUCAAAACAUGAUUUUGAAUCGUUCCGGUCCAUUUUCAUCCAACUCUCAAGUGCAUCAAAACCCUCCAAUCAUGGGAUCUGGUGUCAGAAUGAUGAGACCCACCAAUAAUAUACGAGGAAAUUAUCCGCCGAACCAUCAAGUUCCACCUUUCAUCCAAGGUCACCAACAAGCACCCAACAUGUAUAUGAACCCUCAAUUCCCCAAUUCCUAUGGUCCAGGCGAUAGAAUGAUAUCACCAGGUCAUCCUUGUUUUUCACCUAUCAUGGACAGCAAUGGACCUCAAACACCUUUUGCAAAUGUUAAUCAUCCUCCAUACCAUCAUCAAAUACCUGGAAAUAAUUCCUCUCAUCCUGGUCAUCAUCCACCAUCUUCCAUUGGUAACAUUUCUGGUCCAUUAGGAUCGCUUCCUUACGAUGUUCAUUCCCAUCAAGCUCCUUUAAUAUCAGGGAGGCCGCCUUUACCUGCCACAAGUCCAGCCUUACCGACAAUUCCAGAUGCUCAUUGCUUAUUGAUCAAUCUAGUUUUAUCCGAUUCUAUGCUUAACUUAUUUAAAGAUCAUAAUUUUGAAAGUUGUACCUUAUGCGCCUGUAAUGGUAACAUCAAAGGAUCAGAUGUCGGAAUUUACUUACCUGAAUCCCUUGUUCCUAGUGACUCAGAUGAACCUCAAUAUAAGUGUACUUGUGGUUUUAGUGCUGUUGCCAAUCGUCAUCGAAGCUAUUUUGCUGGGCUGUUUUAUGAAGAUGAAAUUGAGAUUACUGGUGUUGUAUAUGAUCCUCUUGAGAGAUUAGAGAAGAAACCAAUGAUCAAAAGUGAGAUUUCAAUAAAGCAAGAACAAAAUAUCGAUGGUAAAGAAAUGGUUACCCCAAGUACAAAUCUAUAUGAGAACGAUCAAUUAGACGCCAGCUUAGUGAACCUUUUAAGGAGUCAAUGCUCAACUUUAUUUUCAUCUAGUUCCUUACUAGCCAAAGCAGCUAUAUUUGAAUCAUUACGAAACAAAGAUGAUUCCGAUAUGGUCAACAUUAAUUCAUCAAUAUCCAUCCCAGUUCUAUUAAAUUCCAUGAAAGUGGUCACAAAGAAAGCUUUCCUUCUCCGUUCAAAUGCAUUACAGAGGUCUGAUGGUUGUGAGAUUGCUUACACAGCUUUAGUUGCACCCAAGCAAGUCAUGAAUGGUCAACUUUCAAAAAUGGCUCUUCAACAACUUAAUACACCUGAGAGAUUAAAUCGGAAAGCAUCAUGUUUACACGAAUGGUCUUUCAAUAAUGGUUCAACAGCACCAAAUAAUCUGGAUGUUGUAAGAUUGCUGAGAAACCUAACUCCUUUACUUCAAAAAUCUGUUACAAAGAAACCUCAAGCUAUGUGGGAAGUUACUUAUACCGUUUCUGGUCCCUUAACGUGGAGACAAUUCCAUCGUUUAGCUGGACGAUCUGAAGAUCAAUGCGAACCUCAACCUAUUCCAUCCUUAUUGGUCGGACAUGAUAAUGAUUGGGUUGCUUUAUCUCCUUUUGCUCUUAAAUACUGGGAAAAAUUAAUGUUAGAACCUUACUCAGUGACACGAGAUGUUGCUUAUCUUGUGUUAGCACCCGAUGAUACUUAUGUUUUAUCUCGAGUUAAAACCUACUUCAAAGAGUUAAGUACAACUUAUGAAAUGUUGCGACUUGGUCGACAUUGUCCAAUAGCCAAGGUAAUGAGAGACGGUAUUAUGCGAGUUGGAAAAACGGUGGCGAAAAAUAUUGCAAAUGAACCUAUUGAUGAUUGGUUUAAUCAGAUUGGCGAUGGAAGUGUGGCGUCAAAAAUCAAACUUUAUGCACGCGCUUGUCGAUAUUAUGUUGCUCCUUACUUGAGUUCGCAGACUUUGGACAAAUCAUUAUUUGACAAUUCUUCUCCCAAACCAGAUUUUAAUUCUAACUUGAACAAUGCUAAUCGAGUUCCAACAGCUUCACCACAUCAUCCACCCGACUUAAGUAAUACGAAUGAUUCUAAGAUGAAUGAUGAAAUGAAUGAAGGGGCAAGUCAAGGAUCUGGUUACACAGCUUCACAUCUUCAAGAUACUUCCGAGCUAGAUGAUGAUCCAAAUAAACAACCAGUCAUUGUAAUUUAUAUUGUUGAGCCUUUCACAUUUGCCAAUAUGGAUGAAGAAGUUUACCGCCUUUCCUGCCUUGGACUACUUAGAUGCUAUGCACAAAUGUUAAACUUUUUACCAGAACAUCUUCAUAACAGCAUCAAUCUCCAACUAGUAUCUCUAGACUCUAUUCUUGGUGUUGGAGAAGAUUUUAGAGGGUCCAAACGUCAAGAUCAACUGAAAGCUUUAGCAUUCUCCGUAUUUAAUCAAUGUCGAAAAGUUCUCAUUCAUCAUUCUGUGUCCAAAUCGUUAACCGGCUUUGGUCCAGCUGCUUCUUUAGACGUUUUUCUCAAAUCUAAGGAUCCAAACCUGUCGAUUACUCGCGUUUAUACUCCUCCUUACAUUUUGGCUCCUCUCAAAGAUAAACAAACUGAGCUUGGUGAAAUGUUUGGUGAUGGGAGGGAAAAAUCUCAAAUCUUGUAUUGUGCUUAUUGUCUCACUGAAGAUCAAAAAUGGUUAGUUGUGACUUGCUCAAAUGACAAAGGUGAUCUUCUCGAAUCUACAUUGAUCAACAUCGAAAUUCCCAAUCGAACUAGAAGAAAGAAAGCAUCUGCCAAAAAAUUUGGUCUGCUUAAAAUAUUAGAGUUUAUUUUCUCAGUUAUGACUGAAACAGUUCAACCUUGGAGAUUAGUGAUUGGUCGACUUGGACGAGUUGGACAUGGAGAGUUAAGAGAGUGGAAUUCAUUGCUCAGUAAAAAAUCACUUCAACGUUAUAGCCGCUUAUUACGCGAUAAAUGUCGCCAAUGCUCAAUGAUGACUCCUUAUGAGAUACCUUCUAUUCUUUCAGCUUGUUUGGUAUCUUUAGAGGCUGACACUGCGCUUAGAGUUUUUCCUGAUCAUUUUACACCAGAUGAUAAAUAUAACAGUUCAUCUAGUACUUGUCACCUCAGCACUCCUGAAGAAGCAUCUUGUACUCAUAUUCUGGUCUUUCCAACUUCUGCUGCCUCUUCAUCAUCUCAAGCUGGUUUCGGCAUAGGUGAUGGAGGCAUCGGCGGUAUCAAUGAAGAUGAUCUUCUACAAGCUUUAGGUGCAGAUGGAGGAACAGAGGAUCUUCCUGUCGACGAUGAGCUUGAUCUUUUCCAAUGGACUGAAAGUCCGACGGGUAGUCCAGGAUCAAGAGAUCAGGGCCUAAACCAUUCAGAUGAUCCAAGACAAUCUGGCUUUGAUAUGAAUAUGAAGAGUUCUUUUGGAGGCGAUCUUGGUGAUGAUCCAACCAAUUUGCUGCAACAGCCAUUAGCGUUAGGUUAUUACGUGUCAACUGCGCAAACCGGUCCUUUACCGAAAUGGUUCUGGUCUUCAUGUCCCCAUUUAGCUGAUAUGAAUCCUGCUUUCUUAAAAUCGGCAUUACUUAUCCACACACCAUCUGUGCAACAAAACAAUGAUGACUUUUGUAUGAACAACAGAAAUUGUCAUCCACUUGAUUCUAAUCUGACUACAGAUGUAUUAAGGUACGUUCUUGAAGGAUACAAUUCACUUUCAUGGAUUUCUCUAGACCCAGCCACUCAUGAUCGACUAUCAUGUUUACCAAUUCAUAUUCAAAUCUUAAUGCAGCUUUAUCACACGGUCCAAGCAUUGGUGUAACAAUAAGCCAAGGCUAUCUUCACUUUCUUUUUCUGGUCCCAUUUGUCUGCUUUUUUUG